UUGUCUAUUGAUUCGUUGCUGCCCCACCGACUGAUGUGAUUUUUUUGUAAAAAUUACAAAUGUGAUAAAAUUGCCUGAAUAUUACAUAAAAAUCGCAGAACGUGUAAAAAUAGUGUUUCUAUACAGUUCCCCAUUUUAUCAAAGAUAUUUUAUUCGUACGGCGCGAUGGAGUGACAACCAUCGUUUCUCGUCGGAUGUGAAAUAGCUUUCGAUCGUAUUUUCGCACGUCCUGCAGACAAACAAUAGGGAGUUUUUGCUGCAGGAUUGUCGAUCUGUGUUGUUGUGCAAGUGCACUGGGUGUUGCGACUUGUGGGCAACUGCAGCGCUGUUGCAGUGCGGUACGGACUGCGGGGUUCGUCGCGACAUGUAUCAGUGAGGCCAGGCCCCAGGGUUUGGUCAUGUUGGAGACGCGGUCGGUCCGCGCCGCUGACUCGGUGUGGGCGAACAAGCCGCUGCCGGCGCCGCACGCGAUGGCCAACUCCAGGCACGGAAAGAACACCCAGGACGAUGUCUGCUACGUAGUCGCGAAGUACGACUACGCGGCGCAGGGCGCGCAGGAGCUGGACCUGCGCAAGAACGAGCGGUACCUGCUGCUCGACGACUCGAAGCACUGGUGGCGCGUGCAGAACGCGCGCAGCCAGUCCGGCUACGUGCCCAGCAACUAUGUCAAGAAGGAGAAGCCGUCUCUGUUCGACAGUAUCAAGAAGAAGGUGAAAAAGGGAUCCGGUUCGAAGACGCUCCCGUCGAACAGUUCUCCAGUGCGCGGCGGCACCGGGCCGGAGUCCCCCGGCGCGCGGCGCGUGGAGCCCACCGAGGCGCUGGGCACGGCCGUGGUGAAGUACAACUACCAGGCCCAGCAGCCCGACGAGCUGUCGCUGACCAAGGGCACCCGCAUCCUCAUCCUGGAGAAGAGCAACGAUGGCUGGUGGCGGGGGCAGUACCAGGGUCAUACCGGAUGGUUCCCGUCAAACUACACCAGUGAAGAGGGCGACAGCGAGGACACCGUGCACACGUACGCCAUGGCGGAGAACGUUCUCGACAUUGUGGUGAGUGUGGCGCUGUACUCGUUCACGUCCAACAACGAGCAGGAGCUGUCGUUCGAGAAGGGCGACCGGCUGGAGAUCAUCGAGCGCCCGCCCUCCGACCCCGAGUGGUACCGCGCGCGCGACAACCGCGGCCAGAUCGGGCUCGUGCCGCGCAACUACCUGCAGGAGCUGGCCGACUACCUCACGCAGCCCUACAGCGAGGCGACGGAGGGCGGGUCGGGCGGCGCGGCGGCGGGCGGCGGCGCGGGCGCGCGCGGGGGCGGCGCGGUGGGGCGCGCGUGGUACUACGGCGCCAUCACGCGCACGCACUGCGACGCGCUGCUCAACCAGCACGGCCACGACGGGGACUUCCUCAUACGGGACUCCGAGACCAACGUGGGCGACUUCUCCGUAUCACUGAAAGCUCCAGGCCGCAACAAGCAUUUCCGCGUGCAAGUUGAAGGCAACCUAUACUGCAUCGGCCAGCGGAAAUUCACAACGUUAGAUCAGCUAGUUGCACAUUACCAACGAGCACCUAUUUAUACAAACAAACAAGGAGAGAAACUAUACCUCGUGCGUCCGCUGCCGCGCGCGGCGGCGAACUGCUGAGCGGAAACCGUGCGAGGCUUUAUAUACGACCUCCUGCACGCGGACGAACGGAUGCCUUAGACAUCUCGCACACUCGUGAUACGGUCACAUCGUUUGCGUGAUUAUGUGAAGCUCAAAAUGUGUGGAUACAGUGAAUAAAUAAAUGUUUAGUGUUAAAAUAUAUCACCAGUGCGCGUCUAGUCUAUAGCUAAGGAGAAGUGUCCUCUAGUGGAGUGUGUCUGGACAAGAGCCGGGAGCUAUCACAUGUUGGUACAGUGGUGAUGACAGCUGUCAGUACUGUUCCUGACUCCACGCUCUAGGUGUGACUCGGUCAGGGCUUCAAUAGGCAGUUGCUCCAAUUUCUUGGAAAUGAAAUAGAAUAUUGAGCCGAGAGGUAAGCGCUUUGUUUCCUAUAGAAAUAGGUACUUAUUAAGUUUGUCCAAGAAAUUAUAGUGAAUGCUGGUUUAAUGGAAUCGAAUACAUUGUUUCUAGUCUUUUGUGUAUUUUUUUUUACAAUUUAUAUAAUUAGAUGAUAAGUAUAAACAUAACACUUCUGUUUAAAAUGAUACUCAAUCAAACUACUGUUAGGUAAUAAAUAUUAAUAUAUAAUUUAAAUUUAGUUAGGCCUAAUGUUAAAAUUAAAUAUACCUACAAUUUUUGAGGAAAUCGUAUUUAAAUAUAUGAAACGAUGUAUUCAUUCCAUUUUAUCCAUUUAAGUUUGCUACUUUUGUAGAACUUAGAGUGGUUCACCGCCAGGUAAUAAAUGGAUAAUCCAUAAAUCUUAGAUUUUGUAGGGAAACUUUAUCACAGGACUGUAACUUUAUGAACAAAACUGACAUGUAUGUCGACGUUGAAGACAUAAUUUGCUAAUAUUAAUGUUAUACAUAGUAAAUGAUAGUGCAUGUCAUGAGAAACUGUAUAACCAGUAUAGAGAACCAGUGAUUUAACAUUAGGUAAAUAAACUUGACGAACAACGAAAAGCAAGUUAUGGUUAAAAAUUCAUAUGAUGUGGUUAUGAACAUUGUGACAGAUAAUGAUGACUGUCUUGUUACCUGUCACUUAAUAUGUGUCAAUUAUAUUACAUGAAACAUUGUAGUAAAAACGAAAAUUUUGACAUUGAAAUUGCAAGGUACAGGUAAAAGUGAAUGAUAUGACAGGUAACAAUGACCAUGUUGUUACUUGUCAUAUGUGAAGGUAAAAUGUAACAUAUUCUAAAUUGGCAGGUAACAUUGAAAAAUAUUUAAAGUUGUUACUAAAAAAAUGUUCAUCAAAUGGGAUAUAGUCAGCUGGCAUCCCGGUAUAGUUAUGUACGUAGUUUAAUAUGGUGUUGAUGCAAUGCCGAAAAUAUAAUAAUUAUAAUAAUAAUAAACCAAAAAUCUGCUUUGCAUUCUCUAUUGUAUAAUUAUUAUUAAUAAUAAGGGCAAUUUCUAUAUAUCAUAUAAUUUGAUAAGUAACAUAGUGUAAUUUUUAAAUGAUUUUUUAUAGUUAAUGUGCGUUUUGUGUAAUGUACUCAUGGUCCCAUUAUUUAGCUGAUGUACACAAUGAAUAUAAUGUAUAAUUACUAUAUUACGAAACAAGUAAUAGCAAGCUCACAAAAUGUACACAGAUUUUGAUUGUCCAAUCAAAAAGGUGCUAAUUCAGUAUUUGCACAAAUCCUAAAGUGAUUUUUUUAUUGCCAUUAUUGCUAUUCAAUUUACAUUGAAUGGUAAAUAUAAUGAUUGGUGUACAAACUGAAUUAGCACAAUGUAUCUUGAUUGCAUUUUUGUAUUCAAAUGCACAAUCACAAUUUUUUGGUUUUGGUCCAAGCGUACAUGAUCUAUUUCAUAAAAAGUGUCAAUUAAAGUUUAUAAAGCCGACAUUCUCUAGCUGAUUUUCAUACUUUUUUAUGUAGCACUAAUAAUAACUAGGGCUAGUAGUAAUAGCUUUCAGGUUAGCUGCUUAAUAAAGCAGCUGGCUACCUCAGUGGGAUCAUAAAUAGUGUUUCCAUACAUAUUUUAUUCUGCAUAGUGUUUCUCUUUUGAGUUCCCACAAAUCCUUAAACGUUGAAUGACUUUGGUAGGUUGUGCAAAAGCUAGAUAUAAUGAUGCACAGUACUAUCAAUUUUAUAAUCUAGCUGUAUAAAUAUUUGAAUAAUUGAUUUAGCAGUAAUACAGAAAUGUUUAAGCAGUUUGUUUUUUUAUACAUACAUAACUAAAUAACUUCUGUCACAGAUAUACAGGUAAAAAUGAACAUGUUUUUACCUGUCAAAUUCUUGAAUCUGUAUUUUCUGGAAACAUUUAAAUUAACCUUUGGAUUGAUCAUGAACGCUUUGACUUUAGUUCUUAAGAUUCUGUUCCAACAAUUAGACAAAUAAAGCGAAAUACAGGUAAUUGUGAAAAUGCAAUGUGAUGUUUGACUACAAUUUCAAAGUCACUCUCAAUGAAAACAGAUAGGAAAUGACAAAAUAGAUGGGAAAUGGGAAUUGGUAAGGAACAAUAGAUGACUUUUGAAUGUGAUUUUAUAUCACAUUUGUCACAAUAAUUGAACAUUUUUAUGGAUUUAUACACCCAUGUAUAACUAUUCAGAAAGUUACAUGAAAAUGAGUGUAAAAAAACAUACAGAUUUAUGAAGAUAAAACAUAAAUACUAAGUGCAUAUAUUUUUUUUAAUUAAUUUCAAUAAAUACCACCUUAAUUAUUACAAUUGUUUUUUUUUUACAGAUCGACUAGGAUUUCAUAUUAUUAGUAAAUUAUUAAAGGUAUGGGAUGUCAUAGGUAAUAAAAUCACACACAUUUUCAUGUGAUUGAGUAAAGUACCUAUCUAGAGCAUAGGUCACACAUUUUGUAUACAUUAUUAAUACUUUUAGUGUAUUAUUAUGUAUUUAUUUUGCAGCACAUGGUAUUUUUCAUUAUUAUGUCUAUCAAAACAUUAAAUCCAAUUAUAAUUUUUACAAAGAAAGCUAUAUUUUCACGAAAUAUCAUCAUUUUUAAAGUAAUGUACUAUAUUAUUGUUAUGAAAUUUAGUUACCUUGAUGGGUUUUUUGAUUGUACCCCUUUUUUAUGUUCUACAAUUUUAAAUCAUUUAGCAGUGAUUAAUGUAAUUUGACUAUAUGAGUUUACAAUUUGAUUUGUACAUGUGUGUAGUGGGCUUACAAUGAGUUGGCUAAUCCCAUAUGGCAAUGAAUGUAUGCCGUAAGUUCAAAAUUAUCUAUUACUGUAAACGCCCACGUUUGGACAGAGGUCAAAUAAUGAUAACUUGUCACAGGUAACUUUAGGGAAUUUUUAUAUGUUUUUAUCACAACUUGCAAUAUUUAAUUUCUUAUGACAUUAAAAUAAACAAGAAAUUUAUAAUUGGAAAAUAAAUCUUUUUCUAUUGUUUAUUAUUCGUUGACACAUAGAUAAUUUUUUUUAAUUAUGUAUGUAUUUACUUUUUUAUUUUUAAUAUAAUGCUGGUAGUCUAAAGUUGUUGUCCUGUUGGAAUCUCAGAUCAGCCUCGACACGUGACUGAUGCUAGUCAACACGCCUGCAUCACAAUCUUCGCUUUUCCAAAACUACCUUCCCUUCGUUAUAUCCGUGUUUAGUUAUCUCGAGAGCUGUUGGAAAAUUUCGAGUAGGUGUUUGAUAUAUUUUUUUUUGCAAUAAAUUAAUAGGAAAACUCAUUUCAUAAUAAAUUUUAGACUUGUCAACCUGUGGACAAGGUGCUACACGGUAUUUUUGAUGGCUUUGUCUGACAUUAUAGCAGACAGGUAUUUAGUUUAAGAAACAUAACAGGUAAAUUAAUUCAUGUACAGACUGAAUCAACAGAAGGUAAAGUCCUACAAACUCUGGAUAGCAUUGUUAUCAAACACUUCUCUAGAAUAUACCAUCAACUCUUCAUAAUUUUCCUCAUGAUAAUCCAAAUACGUACACUAUUACAACUAAACAAGCGAUUGGUAACAGUUUGUAUAUCUUCUAUCUCUUAAUCGUAAUGAUUGUUUAAGAGCUAGUGGCAAAAUAUCCACUAUGUUGAUAAUAUUACACACACAAUAUUUAAAUUGUUUUAUUUUUAAAUCUGCCAUAAUUUAAUUAAUCAGUAUGUUUUAUUUUAACAUGCGUAUUCUUCCAAUGUGUUCUAUAAUUUAAUAUGAUUUAUUUAAGACAUAAUUUUAUUGUAAACUUGCUUUUAUGAAUUCAACUCUACUUUGAUAUUAAGUGUUUAAUAUUUACAUUUAAUUUACCCUUGGCAGCUAUUGGGUUGUUUUUGUUUGUCGUAGUUAUUUUAUAAUGGAUUAUUUUCGCCAUAUUUGUCCGAAACUACAUAAAUCAUGCAGUAUUUUGUUAUUUUUGUAAUAUCUUCAAAGAUUUACUUUUUGAAAGAGUUGGUGAAAACAAAAAUAUUUGUUCAAUGUUCAUACAUUUUAAUAAAUUAAUAAAAGUAUAAUUUUAGAAUGUAUAUACACUUGAAUAAAUUCUUUGUCAGCUCUUAGAUUAUACAGGUUGUGUUAUUUUAGUUUCUUUUAACAUGAGUUCUCUGAUCCCUUUAGCUAGGUUUUUAUGAACAUAAGAAACCGUCUAAUAAAUAAUUUGCCUUUUAGUGAUUCCAAAAAAUUACAAUAGGAACUCGUCCACAAAUAAUAAAAAAAAACACAAAGCGACUGAGACCCUGUAACAAGAGUAUUAUCAAAAUGGGACUAUUUAUUUUUCUACAAUGACUUCUUUUGUGAUUGCUAUAGACAAUUGUGAUUAGGAUAGCCAUCUUUGAUGUUUAUUAUUAAGUAUUUUGUAUUUUGAAACUAUAGUGUGAGUAUUUUCAUUUUAAUGUAUUAGACAGUCAACACACAUUUCCAAUUGUAACUUAAAAAUUCAAAAAUUUCCAAAAUUCAUUUAUUUCAAGUAGGCUCAGUUUACAAGCACUUUUGAUACGUCACUUUAUUUUGAAAAAUAUGUUUAGAAUAUAGGUAGAAUAUAUAUUAACUUGCUUUUUGGUUAUUAUUGAAAUGUUUAGUGUGUGGCUAUCCUAAAGGUGUAUUCAAAUAUAUCGGAGUCAGAGCUAUCGGAGCUUGUAUUUGAAGUGAAGUAUUUUAGGAGCUUUUCAAUUGUGAUCCGAGAAAUAGGAUUUAUAUUUUAUUCUUGAUUUUUUUACAUAGUUUCAUCAUCAAAGUUUUAUUCUUUUUCCUAUAAAACAGUCCCUGUUAACUACAUCCUGUUCGUUUUUAAUAUGAUUUUAGUGUUUGUUGUAAAGGAGAUGGUCCAAAAUUGUAUUGGAUCAGUCAUGUACCCUUGCGAAAAUAAAAUAUUUUUUUUAACUAUUUUUGUUUAUACUAAUUACGAAUUUACUUUCAUUCUUUCGAAAUAAUAUUCAUUCUCUCCCAAGAAAUGCAACAAUAAUAUUGGGUAAGAAUGGCGGAUUGAUGACGUUUUCAAUGCAGUAGUCGAUUUGACGUUAAUUGUUGUCAAUUGUCAUGCCAUAGUUGCUUAAGGAAGCCAUCUUGAUUUAUCUCAAAUACUUGGGUUUUAAUUUCAUUUAUUUCUUUUUAUUUAGUUAGAUUUAUUCACUUUAAAUUAAUAUAUGUACUUUAAAUCAAUGAAUAAUAAUCAAUUGAUUCUCUGACGAAGCUAUUUUCGUAGCAUCCCAUUGACUCAAAUGUUAAAUGCAAAAACACCUAAUUCCAUGUCUAACUCUGAUAUGUCUGAACAUACCAAGAAGCAAUGCAGCAUGGAUGUUGUGUAUGCGACAUAGCAUUAAGAUGGAACACUGUACAAUAGCGUGUAGGUUUAUCCAUUUAUUUUGUGAUACGAGCAUUGUUAACUGGCAAGCAUUUACAGAUACAAAAAAGUUAUAUUUUUCUUAAACAUUUUUUUUUCGCGUCAUCUAGACGAUCGACGAUACUUUUCCAGAUGUAUGCGAAAAUUCGGUCGAUUAUAGUCAAGUGCAAUUAGGUAAAUAAGAAAUGAUUGAACUCGGUUAUUGUGAAUGGAUUUUAAUGAUUUUUUAAAUUAAUAUGUAAAAAGUGGGUAUACCGAAAUUCCGCAUUUGUCUGGGAGAGGCUUUAAUUAUUAUUAUAAUGUGAUACAUUUGAGUUUACGUACGUUCAUGGGUUAAUUGCGCAACAUAAUUACAAUCGUAUUCAAUAUUUGCUAUGUUAUAUCGUUAUCGCUAGUUUUAUUGUAGCUUUAAUGGAUAAAAGGUGUCGUUCAUUUAAUUGCUUUCAGUUGCAAUAUCUAUUUAAGCUAUUAGACCUUACACCUAUGGAAGAGGAAAGAAAUCGUUAGUCAUAAAAAAUUACUAAUGAUCUCUUUCUAAACAAAGUCUUGUAUAUUUUAGUUUAAUUAAUCUAGUCCUACAUAAUGAAUAAUAAUGGUCUUGUCAUGAUUUGUAUGACGUUCAUCUUCUAACAUAUUAUUUCUGAUUUGUAAUGUCGAGAAACUGCUUGUAUAGAUUGUUUAGUGUGUAUCGUAUGUCACAAAUCGCGAAUCGUCAAGUCGAUUGCAAUUACGUGGCGCAAUUAGCCCCACUGAAGUUUGCAAGGCAUAUCCCAAAGCGGAGGGAUCGUAAGUUACUAGAUCUUUUGGAUGUAUUUAAUACGUUUUAUACUCGAUAUUGUAAUUAGUGUUGUAAUAAAGGUGAGCACACACUGGCGGCGGAGCACGUGAAGGAAUCAUUUUGCUUUGAGUACAUUUUGGAAGGGUUGUUGCUACCCACAUUGGAGUAGCGUGGUGGGUCUAAGUCAUAUCUAUAGGAAUAAGCCCUGCAGUUGGCGAUAAGGAUGAUGAUUUAUGGGUGUAAGUAGAUACAAUAUGAUGAAUUUGUAUUACAAUGCGUUGCGGUCCGUCACAGUGUGCGAUUACCUUAAAGAUAAAAACUCACGUAAUUUAGACAUAUACUAGGAACAAAAUAGUAGUAUAGGGUGAAAUACACGUAAAGGCGGGGCCACACUGCACGCGGGGCGGUAGCGGAACGGCUUGUAUCAUGACAAAUCCAUAUAAGGGUUAUAAUUUUAUUAACAACAUAUUAUAUUAAUUUUAUGAUUGUGUUUAUGUAUUUUCCAUUGUAAUAUUUAAAUCAAUACUGAUUUUGAUGAUAAAACGCCGAUAGAUACGAAUAAAAUCAUAUUAUAACAACACAUUAAUAAAACCUCUUUUUGGAAGUUGGUUAGAAAGUUCAGCUAUCUUUUUUUUAUUCGCGUAAUAAUACAUUUAAUUUGAACUACAAAUAAAAGCCCCCAUUCUCAGGAGAGUUUUUUAACGGACGUUAAAAAAAAGCGUUCAGAUACCUACAACAAAUGCAUUCCCAAGAAUAUGUUCACACGACAACGUUUUUAAAACGUGUGUAAAUAUAUAUAUAUAUAUAUAUAUACCAAAAGUUCUCUAGGUAGUUUUUCAGGAAAAUAGAACUGUUUGAUAAUCUCAGUCUAUUCUAUUAAUUUUCUACGAAGAAUAUUGAGUGCCGCGCCGAUACCGCUCCUUCGCUGUAGCGUCUUAAGCGAACAUCUUCCGUUGCAACUUUUAUAUCGCUUCCGCUUCUCAUUCAAACAGUCUUCCCAAUCGUACUCGUAAUAAUACUUAUUUGUAGUGCUAGGCUCUAAAAUUGAUUUAUAUCGCGCAUAUUGAAUAUCACGGAAGCGAAGGAUUCUAACAUUGAUACUAAGGAAGCGAAGGAUUCUGAAUUUUAAAAUUCAGAAUCCCGAGCGUUGCGGUGGUUUCAACACUAUGAGAUUAAAUUAUUCAGCCGUGAGCAAAACACUACUUUUCAUCUCACUAACAAAUUUAACUAAAUGUAAAAAAAUGUCGCGUCGAUUUUUAAUUUAAUACAAAGAACAAUGUAAUGGUAUGAUAGUAGUGAGAUAAAAAAAUAUUUUACGUGGGACAAGGCCACUGACCUCUGCGUUCGGCCAUUUGCAUUUUAAUGUUCUGACGUAUUUUAUGUAGUUACGCCAUCAGUAAGUAAUAAAAUUAUAGUCUGGUUUGGGUUCUGAUUUAAAAGCAUUGUGUGUGCAACAUUUGUACAAUUUCAUAUCGAGCAGAGUGUUCAAACUUAACAAAGUCAGUUAUUAUGUGCCGUGUAGAGACACUGCAUUUGUUCUUUUUCGAUAGAUAGCUUAUGGUAAAGAGAACGUUUAAUAUGAAUAAUUAUCAAAAUGAAGCUAACAAACUGCGUAAAACGAGCACUUUCUGCAGAGGUUACUUUACCUCGAUUGCGGGCGUUACCUUUUUUUUAAUUUAUAUUUUUUUAUAUCCGCUGUAUAAUACCCAUACCCUUAUGAGAGGUCAGUGGAUGAGGUAUUUGUUUUGUGUAUAUACAUAUUAUAAUAAUUGGAAAUUAUACAAAAAUAGUUUAAUAAUUAUUAUUAUUAUACGUUCGAGUGUGUGUGAAUUUUGCGUUGUUUAAAAGAUUUAUGUGUACGAACGAAGUCGAAUAAAGCUUUAUUUCAUAAAGACUUGCGUGGUGGUAGUGCAUAUUUCUCAUUAUUAUCUUUGUGAGACAGAUUCCGUGGCGUAAAAGCUAUGAUUGAAAAUAACGUAAUCAUUAUUAGUUUCAGUAUUGUCUGUGGUUAUAUUAUAAUGAUAUGGCACCGUUUUAUUAGGAUUUGUUUACCACAUUACGAGUAUUACGUGUUAGUUACGCCACUGGGUAUUCACUACCAGUAUUACUAUGCUAUGAAAGAUCUAAGAACUGUAUUUACUAAUUUCUUUCAUUUUUUAUUGGAAGCAUUGCUAUAUUGUUAAAGUAAUGAAAAAUUAACGCUGAUUAAACAUUCCUACGCUUUGUAUGUGCAGUCAACAUCAAUUUGUGAUUAUUUAUUUUAAAAAAAUGGAAAUCUCCUUAAUGAGUAACUCAAGUUAUUUUUCUAAAACUUCGAACUGGCAUUGGUGCAGAGUUUUUCUGCUUUAAAUUCACAUUUUGUUUUCUCGUAAUGACUCAUAUCGAAAAUUCACGACUAGUUAUAUAGGUAAGUUGAAGUUAUAAUAUUUUAGUUAUGUAUUUUAUACCUGUAAAGCAUUUAAUAGGCAAAUAAUAAUAAUAAAUUCGUGAAGAAACCCAAAUUGUAAUUCAUAAUACAUAUUGCAUAGAAUAAUUUUUAAUUAUUUAUAUUAUGAUGCUGACUGUACCUACAUCCUUUAAUAUUUUUUAUAAUUAUGUGAAUUUCCAGUUUGAAGUAAAGGCUACGCAGUUAUUGAUGCAACACGAUGUCAUUUAAUAUAGGUUUUAAGUUUAUAAAAGAGUGAUUAUGAGUUUUUAUUUUUUAUAUUGCUCAACGAGGUAUAUUUUAUAUUUGUUUGUAUAAUCAAUGUGUUUGUAUGUUUUUGGUGUAUAACUAUAAUUAUAGAUAUAUCUGAUGUAACGAGCAUAUUAUGAUACCAAUGUAAGGGCGGUGUAUAAUAUUUAACAUUAUAAUUUAUUUAUUAAUUUGCAAA
This is a messenger RNA of Bicyclus anynana (squinting bush brown), 10986 nucleotides long. It is a transcript of the gene dock, whose product is annotated as cytoplasmic protein NCK1. Gene Ontology annotation, molecular function: protein binding. Bases 399 to 1634 code for a protein of 411 amino acids. The record is from RefSeq and is a predicted model, not a curated record. The transcript is spliced from 7 exons. Lineage: Eukaryota; Metazoa; Arthropoda; Insecta; Lepidoptera; Nymphalidae.